Cloeon dipterum is the source of this 2702-nucleotide messenger RNA. Its product is annotated as FHF complex subunit HOOK interacting protein 2A-like. The record is from RefSeq and is a predicted model, not a curated record. The coding region runs from base 192 to 2315 and encodes 707 amino acids. The transcript has 12 exons. Lineage: Eukaryota; Metazoa; Arthropoda; Insecta; Ephemeroptera; Baetidae.
CCGUCGCAGUAGUUGCUGAACCAGCUGGCAAUAUAAACAAUCUCUACGGUGGCAAAGCGCUUGGGCUUGGAAAAGUGAUGGAAAAUCGGAUCCUACCGCACGGUCAGGCGUGACAACCCUCGACUUCAUUAGUUCAAGUACAUUAUUACGAAUUUAAAACCACGAAAGCGACGCCGAAUCAAGAAGGAACGAUGCUGGGUCGAAUUUCGGCAGCCCUUCAGACGGCCGUGGAUACGAUUGCCCCGCCGGUGCCGUUGCUUCAGGAUUUCAUUUACCACUGGAAACAGGUGAUGCGCUUCUAUGACACCAAGGACGACGAACUGAACGUGCCCAUUGAGUCGACGCACCUGCCUAUUCACCUGGAACAAAUGCUGACGGCUCUGCAAGAGGAGCAAGAUGAGUCGAGGAGGUACAAAGAAGGGUCAGAGGUGCACUCUGGACCUUGCUUAGAAUACCUGAUUCAACACAGGGUGCCCGAUCUUCUCGCCUCGCUCACAGUGGCAGACACGCCUUCAGGAAUGAGACAUUUGGGUUUGGUUUUCUUCUCUCGGCUCACCUCCCUGGCUUACACUCAGCUGCUAAGUCAACCUGCCCUCCACGAGCCGAUUCAGAAAAUAGUAAAAAUGUGUGGCCAAACUGCCGCCUCUCCCACAGAAGCUCAGGAGGUGCGACUUCUGUGCGUUCUGGCAGCCGUAAUUGGUCAGAAACCAGAUCUAGCCAGUCUGUUCUGCAAAGCGCCAACCUCGGUGCCUGGGUCGCCCGCUACGUCUGCAUCCUCUUCCCAAGAGUCCACACCAAGCCCAAUCCACGAAGAUUCGCGUCGUAAUGAGAAUUUGAUUAUCGAGGCGCUACUAAAAUUCAUUGACAGCGCUGAUGGGCGGCUAAGGGUCAAAACCUGUGAAUCUCUGCUUGUGCUGACCAACAUCGCAAGUACCGCCCAUUUGAUAGCCGAAGAGUCCACUCUUGCUGAGACUGUCGCCCUUCGGUUGGCCAUGCUACAUUGCGAGGUACCACCUUCCAUUGAGCCCUCGGAACUGGAGGACAUGCACGCUUCUUGGGGGAUGGACAACCCUUUGGAUGUGAGGGAACCUUACCCAGGCUGCAGGCAACUCGCUGCUUACCUUUCCUGGUGGAAUUUCUGUGAUAAGAUGGUUGGGGAUUCUCGGCCUGAAAUUGGUCGAUCGCUGGUGAGCAACAUCCAGGAUCACUUUCUUGUGCGCCAGUUGCAAACCAGAAUUUGCGCGGGUGCCGAGCUCGCGAGCAAUCCAGAAGAGGAAGACCCAAAGCAAUUGCAGGACUCGGUGAUCACGCUUGUCCAUGUGGGCAAGUUGCUGAGGGAGUGCAAAGCGCCGUUGUUGAGGACAGGACUGAGCCACUGGAUAGCGGGGGUGACGACCCACUCGGUGCUUGAUACCUCCGUGCGGGACUCGAUCCUUAGACUGCUUGAGGUUGCCCACGGCGACCUGGCGGUGGAGACGAUGAGGCUGAUGGAGGUCAUGGUCGAUGAAACCUUUGAGCCUGCACUGCAAUCGCUUAUUUUUUCGCACUUUGCGCCUCUUAAGGUCACUGCGCAUAUUUCCAGUGAGCUUGAAGUUAGCCUUGAAGGUAAAUACCAGCCAAGCCUCACAUUUGCUCCAAAAAAUGUACAAGCAACUCUGGAAGGAUUCCUUCAACUUCUGCCACCGUUUUUGAGGACUGGAGAAACAGAAGCGGGAUAUGAGACUUAUCUUCAGGACGCUCAGAGGCAGUACCAAGCAAUGUGGAAGAAAUGUCUCUGUCUGGGCUGGCCGUUGGAAGUGGUGGCUGCCGAGGAGGAUGGCAACAGCAGUGACUCUCGCCCUGAAGACGAACACACUGACGGCGUGCCACCGGUGCUGAAAACUCUGUUCCACCGUAUCGAAACAUUCCCUGAGCAGGAGUACGAGCUGAACCUGCAGCUGACCUCCCUGCUCUCCCGACUGGCCAUUCUGCCUCACGCAGGUCUCUACGAGCUGUUGCUCUCGCCUGGACAGGUAUCGCCCACGAACCAGAGCCCAGAGCAGCUCAUCUCAGGCAUCGGUCUGGCCGUCUCCUUGCGCAGACUGGCGCUCAGACUGGCCAAGGAGGCGCCAAGCGUAUCCAACUUGCAGAAGAGGCUCAGGUCCACCAGAAACAAGCUGCUUGGAGAUCCAAGCCUCAGUGAAGAUAAUCCCAACCAGCCUCCAUUAACAAAUGAGCAAGAAAGUCUAUUGGAAAGCAUAGUCGUCCUGGAAGAAUUCUGCAAGGAGCUUUCAGCCAUUACCUUUGUCAAAUACCACCUUCAUUCUCCAGUGUAGCUGGUUUUAUUUCUAUAAUUUUAGUGACCUGGCAAAUUACCCUGAAGUGUAAAAAGCACAAAACACAGAAACAACAAUAUCUGCUACGCACCAUCUCUAGUCUUGAAAAGACAUACCACAAAGCAUCAAAUUACUGUAAAGGAUGGGAAAAGCUACAAUAUAUAAUUAAAUGUGCAAAGUCAAGAAGUGUUUUUAUGUCAACGCGAGCUUUAAUUUGUAACUCACUUAUGGAUCUAAAAAUAGGAAUGUAUCUUUUUUUCACUUAGUUAAUUUGUGUGUUUUGUUGAUUCACAAACCAACUUGUGUGUUCCAAACCAUUUGAUUUCUUUUUCAUGUAUGAAAAGUCACUUGUCUAGUCUGAAUAAAACGAAUGAGAGUCUAGUAUAA